CAUAUAUUUCAUAUUCAAUGGAUUUUGGGUUGAGGUGGUGGUGGGGGUUUGCGCUAGACAAAUGGAGGGGGUGUGCAUGGCCUCAUUGACUCAAAUGAUUUAUAAAAAAAACAACAAAAAAAAAAACACUAUGGAAACAAUGAAGUAAACGAAUGCUUCAGUCCAAGCAGGUACUUGCAUAAUGAAAAAUGAAAGGUACUGUAUGUUGACUGCAGUAAAUAUUUAUGCACCAAUGAGAUCAAGCACGCUUUUAAUAUUGAAAAUAAUUAAUAACACAUUGCAGAAUCCACACCAGGACCUUCAUGCACUUUGACACACCACCUACUCGGUUUCUGAGUCAAAGUGCAACAUGCUGUGGUCUUCUUUAUUUAGUUCAGUUUAGAGUAUUGAGUCUGAACUCAAACUCAUGAUUUGACGAGAGAUGUUUGAGGCAGGUGUGUAUGUUUGUGACCAGGAUGUUUUGUGUUUUUUAUGUGUUCAGGGCUCAAUAAUAAGGAUUGUUUUCUGCUGUUGUUCAGUUUUUACUGAUCCUGCCAACAUUUUAGUUUGAGAUUUUGAGAGAGCGGACUGUAUAGAAGGAUUAUUUCUUGAAUUUCUGUUGUUCAGUACUGUGUCAGAUGGAGUUUGACGUUUUCAAACUUUUGAAGAACAGUAUGAUGUCAAAUAGUGCUUUCUUCUGUCUGUGUAUGUUCAUCACAAAUUAUGUUUUGAGUGAUAAUUCAGAUGAAUUGAAGACAGUAUUGGAGGGAGAUUCUGUCACUCUACAGUCAAAUGUUACUGAAUUACCAAAAGAUGAUCACAUACUUUGGAAGUUUGGACCUCGAAAUGCUCGAAUAGCUGAAAUCAUUAAAAGGGACCAAAUAAAUUUUAUAUGGGUCAGUAAUGAUGAGAUAUUCAGAGAUAAACUGCAACUGAACAAUCAGACUGGAUCUCUCACCCUCAAGAACAUCAGAAUCACACACUCUGGACUUUAUCAGCUUGAGAUCAUCAACAGUGCAGGAACUUCAGUCAAAAGAUUCAGUGUUACUGUGUAUUCUCCUCUUCCUGUUCCUGCCAUUACCAAUAACUCUUCAGUCUGUUCAUCAUCAUCAUCAGAGAGAUCGUCACUCUCUAAAUGUGUGUUGGUGUGUUCAGUGGUGAAUGUGACACAGGUGACUCUCUCCUGGUACAAAGGAAACAGUUUAUUCUCCUCCAUCAGUGUGUCUGAUCUCAACAGCAGUCUCUCUCUACUUCUGGAGGUGGAAUAUCAGGAGAACAACAUCUACAGCUGUGUGAUCAACAAUCCCAUCAGAAACCAGACUAAACAUCUCAACAUUACUGAAGUCUGUCAGACGUGUUCAGGAUUUUUACGUCUCUCAUAUCUUAUACUGCUGACUUUAGCUGCUGUAGUCCCAGUGUUCAUCUCGACAUGUGUGAUAUGCUGUGGCUGCAGGAAAUGUAGAAAACAAGGACAGGAAGAUCAGACAAUCAAAGUGACAGAAUACACACAGAUCAUCUAUUACAGUCUUCAGAUGACAGAUCUGUCACAGAAAUCAUAUGAGGAUGUGAACAGAACUGUGAAUGCUGUGACGUAUCAACACACAACACAAUGAAACUCAACACAGCAGCUGUUCUGCAUCAUUAUUAGUGUUGGAAAAAGAGAAUAUAAUCACAGUUUAGGCUAAAUGAACUGCUUGAAAAAUAUGUUUAAUAACUGAACUGUAAAUAUAUAUAUAUAUAUAUAUAUAUUUUUUUUUUACCUCAAUAGUUAGAAUUGGUUGAACAAAAAUGGUCAAAUCUAAAAACGAAGAAAAAGCAUGAAUAUAAAAACAAAAACUGAAAAUGUUCUACUUUUAAAAAGUGUUUGAAAUAAUAAAAAAAAUUAAACUGAAUUAAAUUAGUGCAGGUGAAAUAUAAUUCAAGUCUUCUGUGUCAUUACAUUAAACUGAAUUAAUAAAUACACAUGCAUAUAAACUCUGAUCAGUUUUCUUGCGUCAGAGCUGCUGUUAUUGAGGUCAGUAAAUUGGGGGUCUGAA
Messenger RNA from Myxocyprinus asiaticus (Chinese sucker), 2015 nucleotides. RefSeq names its product natural killer cell receptor 2B4-like. NCBI's taxonomy places the organism in Eukaryota, Metazoa, Chordata, Actinopteri, Cypriniformes, Catostomidae. The record is from RefSeq and is a predicted model, not a curated record. The transcript has 6 exons. The coding region runs from base 618 to 1592 and encodes 324 amino acids.